Aureobasidium namibiae CBS 147.97 is the source of this 1965-nucleotide messenger RNA. RefSeq names its product vacuolar amino acid transporter-like protein 1. The transcript is spliced from 2 exons. NCBI's taxonomy places the organism in Eukaryota, Fungi, Ascomycota, Dothideomycetes, Dothideales, Saccotheciaceae. Gene Ontology annotation, molecular function: amino acid transmembrane transporter activity. Gene Ontology annotation, cellular component: vacuolar membrane. The record is from RefSeq and is a predicted model, not a curated record. Bases 1 to 1965 code for a protein of 654 amino acids. Gene Ontology annotation, biological process: amino acid transmembrane transport.
AUGCCGGCCGAGAGAGCGCCCAUCCCGUCCAACUGGACCGAGUACGAAAGAGGUGGACGUCGCGGCUCAUCAGAGACUCUGGAGAGCCAUGUACAGUGGGGUGCAGACGUUCACGAUGCCCCUGAACAUGCUGCUGGCUCGCCAGAUGGUCACCAUACCCAGGGACUGCGACAUAGAAGGUCGUCAAUGUCGAUGAAGAUCAACACCCUGCGCCAGGCUGGUGGCGUCAACAGUAUCGACAACUUUGCAAGAUCAUGGCAGCGUGCUGCUGGCUUCUAUGAAAUCGCACCCGUCAGACCCUCAUUCCGCGUAUCCGAGACGGACGAAGAGAGUGAAAGAGAUGGCACAGAGUACGACAGACAGGACAUCGCGUCAUCCUUCGGGGAGCAACGAGGACUGCUGAGACAGGCGCUGUCAGAUGGGCGCAAGCUAUCCGACAAUGCCAUCUCGGACGCCGGAGAGCCUUCUGAGGCGGGCACCAUCCGUGGUCGCAUCCAGCAGGGCGAUGACAGCAUCUUUCAGAUCGAGCCUCAAUUGAACACUCCCUUCAGUGGCAGCUAUGGAACAAACUACGGAAGUCUUGCUUCAAGGGUCAACGAGUCGUCGAUGCGCCAUGCGGGUCGCCUUUUCCAGAAGCAGCAAAUGUCUGGUGUCAACGAUCCGGACAAGGAGCGCGAGCCUCUGCUUGUCAAGCAGGUCGAGGAAGAUGACGGCAAGAUUGUGAACGUCGUAGUCGGUCAGUCGACGCUUCCUCAGACCAUCUUCAACUCGGUCAACGUUCUGAUCGGUGUUGGUCUCCUUGCAUUGCCUCUGGCUCUGAAAUACUCUGGUUGGGUCUUUGGUUUGAUUUUCUUUGCCUUCGCUGCCGCCUCGACUCACUACACUGCAAAGCUCCUGGCCAAGUGUUUGGACGUCGACCACUCGCUCAUCACUUUCGCCGAUCUCGCCUACGUCUCGUUUGGCUCAAAGGCCCGUCUUGCAACCAGUCUUCUUUUCAGUCUGGAAUUGAUCGCCAGUUGUGUCGCCCUUGUCGUUCUCUUCGCCGACAGUCUCAAUGCCCUGAUUCCUGGUUGGGGCUCCACGGAAUGGAAGAUCGUCCUUGGCUUCAUCAUGAUCCCUCUCUCUUUCUUGCCCUUGAGAUUGCUGAGCUUCACCAGCAUUCUUGGUAUUCUCUCAUGUUUCAGCAUCGUACUUUGCGUGGUUAUCGACGGAUUCAUCAAGCCUAACACUCCUGGUUCUCUGCGCGAGCCUGCAAAGACCUACCUCUUCCCUGAAAACUGGGCAACGCUUCCCUUGAGCUUGGGUCUUCUCAUGUCACCUUGGGGAGGCCACAGCGUGUUUCCCAACAUCUACCGCGAUAUGAGACACCCCUACAAGUACACCCGCGGUUUGAACAUCACCUAUGCCUUCACCGCUACCCUUGAUUUCUUCAUGGCUGUCGUCGGUCUUCUCAUGUUUGGUGACGCCGUCAAAGACGAAAUCACGAGCAAUAUCCUCGCUGAGGAUGGAUACCCUCAGUGGUUGUCUGUCAUCAUCGUCAUUUCCGUGGCUAUGAUCCCCCUGGCUAAGAUUCCUUUGAAUGCACGUCCCAUUGUCAGUACAUUGGAGAUCCUCCUGGGACUGGAUGCCCGCGCGGUCAGCAACUCUGCCUCGCUCCAUGGAAUGUCUGGCCUCAAUCGUGGUAUCCUCAAAGCCACGAUCCGCGUUCUUUGCAUCGUUCUUUUCGUGGUCCUGGGUAUCCUCGUUCCUGAGUUUGAUCGCAUCAUGAGUUUGAUGGGCUCUGUCGCCUGCUUCACAAUCUGCAUCAUCCUCCCUCUCGCUUUCCAUCUCAAGAUCUUUGGCGAGUCGAUUCCUCGUGGUGAGAAGAUUAUGAAUUGGGUGCUGAUCGUCAUCUCGACCAUUCUUGCAAUCGUCGGUACAGCGUUCACUUUCAUUCCCAAAUCGGUUUUGGGUAUUGAUGAAUGA